AUGGUUAAUCAGGUUCGUGCGCUCCACCCAAAGUCGAAACGUAUACAUAUUGGUGCUGAUGAGGCAUUCCAUAUCGCUGAGGAUGAUCGAUGCCGUGCUCGUAUCUCUCAAAUGGGAUUAUCCGACCAGCGAAGAGCAACUGAAAAGCUUAAACUUGCUCACAUAGCCAAGGUGGCGCGAAUUGCAAAAGGCGCCGGAUUCAAGGAGGUUUUCGCUUGGAAUGAUAUGUUCGAUAAGUCGCUGGUAGAAGAUAUUCGUGCAGCUGGACUGGGAGAUUUGAUUAUCCCAGUUGUUUGGGGCUACAAAAUUGAUGUCACAGAGGAAGGAUAUUUCCCACCGGGACUGUUCGAAAGGCUACCUCAGAGUAUCGGCGGGCAUGUAGGAGGUAUAAUUCUUACUGGAUGGCAACGCUACAUGCAUCGAGCGCCAUUGUGUGAGCUGCUCGCCAUCUCAAUUCCAUCACUGGCUACCGACCUCGUAUACAUCCAAGAUGUCACGCGUGACCGCAACGAGAUGUGGAAUUAUGUCAGG
This is a messenger RNA of Ostertagia ostertagi, 531 nucleotides long. The record is from the annotation of a GenBank genome assembly. NCBI's taxonomy places the organism in Eukaryota, Metazoa, Nematoda, Chromadorea, Rhabditida, Trichostrongylidae.